AGUGCUGUUUCAGACAGGAAUCCUUUAUAUUACGGUGCUACAAGUGUUUAGGCAAAUUCUCAUCAAAUAGUUAUUCAAAAUGUCGAAAAUUAAAUUCGCGAGCUUAAAACCAGAAAGUGAUCGCAUCGAAUUCAAAUCAAAGUUCGAUGCCGAGUUCCGGCGAUGGUCACUCAAGCGUUCCGAACAACUAAACUUUGAGCAAUUUCAGUCACUUAUUGAGCGAUUAUAUAAUCUGGAGCGUUCGCAACUGCUGGUGUCAUACAUUGAUCCACGAGACCAUGAUAUUCUGCCGAUCAACAACGACGAUAACUUUGGGCAUGCUCUUAGAACCGCUCACCCUCUUCUGCGAGUUAUCAUUCAGCGUAAAGGUGACAAUGCAGGAGAAAUAGCUGGUUAUGGUACAGUGAGAGCAAGAAAUUUAAUCAGCAGUAUACUUGGACAAACAUCAGUGAAAUCCAGAAGCUUGGCCAUUUCAAAUCCGCAUAAUUUUCGACAAGUAUCUGCAAUUAUUGAUGUAGACAUUGUCCCUGAAACCUGCAGACGAGUUCGCUUGCUAAAGCAUGGCAGUGAGAAACCGCUAGGAUUUUACAUUCGGGAUGGGACUUCUGUUCGAGUAACCUCCAACGGUUUAGAAAAGCUGCCUGGCAUCUUCAUAUCUCGUCUAGUGCCCGGUGGAUUGGCGGAAAGCACCGGACUGUUGGCCGUGAAUGAUGAAGUACUGGAAGUGAAUGGUAUCGAAGUUAGUGGCAAAACAUUGGACCAGGUUACAGACAUGAUGGUUGCCAACAGCUCAAACCUGAUAAUUACGGUGAAACCUGCCAAUCAACGGACACUGGUACCUCCUCGGCUCGGUUCGUUUUCGAGGAACAGUCAACAUUCAGGAGGCUCGCAGCAAUCACACCGCACUACCGGCUCGGAAGAGAACGAUCAAGACGACCAGGAUGAGGUUCGGGAUCUAACAGAUGCAACAGCCACCCUUGAUGAGAAAGCUCGACUGAUGCAAAAAGACGGCGUGCUACAUCUGUGAUCCUAUAAAAGCUGACGUCGCUGUUAGAAAAUGAUGUUUUAUGUGUAAAUUUAAUACGUGCUUAAU
Wyeomyia smithii (pitcher-plant mosquito) is the source of this 1093-nucleotide messenger RNA. Its product is annotated as partitioning defective 6 homolog beta-like. The transcript has a single exon. Gene Ontology annotation, molecular function: protein binding. Bases 80 to 1027 code for a protein of 315 amino acids. The record is from RefSeq and is a predicted model, not a curated record. Gene Ontology annotation, biological process: centrosome cycle. NCBI's taxonomy places the organism in Eukaryota, Metazoa, Arthropoda, Insecta, Diptera, Culicidae.